Styela clava is the source of this 550-nucleotide messenger RNA. Lineage: Eukaryota; Metazoa; Chordata; Ascidiacea; Stolidobranchia; Styelidae. The record is from RefSeq and is a predicted model, not a curated record.
UGUUGAAAAUUUACUGCAAUGUGCGGUGUGCAUGGAGUCAUAUGAAGAAUCCGGACGCCAGACACCCAAAAUGCUUCCGUGCCAGCAUUCUUUUUGCGUUGAAUGUUUGGAAAUUAUUUCCAGAUUCGGAAGAAUACAGUGUCCAAGUUGUCGUGAACAAUUCUCCACAUCUGUUGAUGAACUUUCCAGAAGUCUCGUUCUUAUUCAGCUAUUGGACACCAGAGGGUCAUCACCUAGAAGAAACAAUGUAACUGAUGCGAAUCUUUCAAUUCUGCUCAAAGAAAAAUUUCGUGACCCCGACAACGCAAAAGAGUAUUUAUCCAAACUUAUUGAAAAAAUAUUGAGGGUGAAAAAGUUCAACUUAGAAGAAAUUGAGGCAUGGGAUAUUUUUCUAAAAUCUUACGAAUAUUAUGUUUUAAAAUAAUUUAGUUUCUUGGAGUGUUUUCAAAUUCGACUACGAUAAAAUCUAUCUGGGUGAUUUGAUCAUCGUACGUAUCUUGUUUGUAACUAAAAUUACCUUUAUUACGUCAUAAUUAUUUACAACUGUAAU